Molecule: messenger RNA, 1191 nt
Organism: Grosmannia clavigera kw1407
Lineage: Eukaryota; Fungi; Ascomycota; Sordariomycetes; Ophiostomatales; Ophiostomataceae
Exons: 1
Coding region: 1-1191 (396 amino acids)
Biological process (GO): fungal-type cell wall organization
Cellular component (GO): fungal-type cell wall
Molecular function (GO): structural constituent of cell wall
Source: RefSeq, a predicted model, not a curated record
AUGCAGCUUAUCCAUCUCGUUCCCCUGGCCGGCCUGGCCUCGUUGGCCAGUGCUGCGUAUAUCAACGGCACGGGCUCGCUCACGACCACGACCGAGGUUGUCACGGCCUUCACCACGUACUGUCCGUCGCCCACAACGCUGGUCUUCAACAACAGCACCAUCACUGUCAGCAGUGCUACUACUCUGACUAUCACGGAUUGCCCCUGCACCCUGACUCACACCAAGGCCUCUACACCCGUGCCGACAUAUACACCGACUACGACCAAGAACGCCACCGUCCCCGUCGUGCCACCGGUCACCACCAGCAAGACGUCCACCACGGUCUUGCCGACAUACGUACCAACCACGGCUAAAAACACCACCACUCCCAUUGUCCCCCCGGUCACUUACAGCAAGACGUCCAACGCAACAAUCAUUGUACCUCCUGUCACCACCAAGACGCCCGGCUACACCAAUGGCACCACUACCGGCACUAAGAUUGCAGUCACUACUGGCACUCUCACCAAGACCAAGGGCACCACCAUCGUUCCUGGCACCACUGAGGGCACCACUACCAUUCCGGGUACCACCAUCGUCCCAGGCACUACAGUGGGUACUACUACUGUUCCAGGCACUACCAUCGUUCCCGGAACCACCGUGGGCACCACCACCGUCCCCGGCACCACCGUCAUCCCGGGCACCACAGUGGGCACCACUACUAUUCCGGGUACCACCAUCGUCCCAGGCACUACAGUGGGUACUACUACUGUUCCAGGCACCACCGUCAUCCCGGGCACCACAGUGGGCACCACUACUAUUCCGGGCACCACCGUCAUCCCUGGAACGACCGUAGGCACCACCACUAUCCCAGGCACUACCAUCAUUCCCGGAACCACCGUGGGCACUACCACCGUCCCCGGAACCACCGUCAUCCCGGGCACCACAAUCAUCCCCGAAACAACUGAGGGCACCACCACCAUCCCCGGCACCACAAUCCUUCCGGGCACUACUGAGGGCACUACGGUCGCCCCUGGCACCACACUUCUGCCAGGCACUACCAUCGUUCCGGGCACCACCCUGACUGCCGCUACCACCGCUGCCACCGGUGCUGCCGGUACCACUACCGGUACUGUUACAGCUGGUGCCAACCGUGCCGGCUCGAACGCUGCUGUCCUUGGCCUCGUGGUCGGUAUUGCCGCUCUCGUCCUGUAA